Daldinia loculata is the source of this 1454-nucleotide messenger RNA. RefSeq names its product UreD-domain-containing protein. The transcript has a single exon. The coding region runs from base 317 to 1309 and encodes 330 amino acids. Lineage: Eukaryota; Fungi; Ascomycota; Sordariomycetes; Xylariales; Hypoxylaceae. The record is from RefSeq and is a predicted model, not a curated record. Gene Ontology annotation, molecular function: nickel cation binding.
UCAGAAUGUCUACUACAAGAUAGUCAUGUCAACAUAAAACUUAACAAUCAUAUAUCCUGCUAGAAUGUAUUAUCUUAAAUUAUUACCUUCAUAAUUAUCUUCGUCUUUUCACCUUCAAUCUAAUAUAAAGUUAACCUCUCCAGCGUGUAUACUGAAGCUAAUAUCACCAAUGAUUUAAUUUAUCUCGUACGGAGCCUCGAGAUAAGCUUCAAUGACGAUCAUUAGUUCCUGGUUGAAAUCCUCAAACCUUUUUCUCUCACUAAUAUGAAAUGAACUGCAUACACUUAUCUUCCUCCCACCCUAAUCUACUUACGGGAUGACCUCCCCGUUUCCAAAGUCGUCAUCCCUCCCUGGAGAGGGCCGAAUAGUCAUCAAGCUAUCACCUAACAACGUCUCGACGAUUGAGAGUAUCACUUAUCAGUACCCGCUGAAACUUAUAUCUCCCGCGUCUACCACCGAAACGGGUACCGUGUUGGUGUUCCUCUUGUCAUAUGGUGGAGGACUCGUCGGCGGUGACCGAAUUAACCUCUCUAUUGACGUACACCCGGGGGCGAGACUCAGCAUCGUCACGCAAGGUCACACCAAGAUUUUUCGGUCCGUUGCGCCAGACAUCGUGACAAGACAGAAUUUGAACGUCGAGAUUAAAGACGGGGCUGCACUUUGUCUCUUACCAGAUCCUGUCCAGCCAUUCAAAAGCAGCAUAUACGAACAGACGCAGGUUUUCAAGCUAACUUCUGGCGCAUCUCUAUGCUUGCUAGACUGGGUUACCCAAGGUCGUAUGGCCCGGGGUGAAAACUGGAGUCUUAGUCGAUGGAUCGGACGCAACGAAGUUUGGUCCGCCUCCAAUACCGCAACAUCUAAGGACCGUCUUCUAGUCCGAGAUGCCAUCAUCUUAGACGGUGCAAAUAGGCCGAUUGGAUCCCCCACGCUUCAAGAGUCGAUGUAUGGACACGCCAUCGUGGGGACUUUGAUCCUCCGAGGUCCUAUGACCAAAUCUAUUAGUGAUUUCUUUCUAUCCGAGUUUUCUGCACUACCACGAUUAGGGGCUCGAGAUUUCCGUAGCGCUGAAGCACGUGAGAAAGACGAAGCAAUACCUCAAUCUCCCCUCGAACGUUGGCGAACUAUCAGGUUAGCGGAGGAGAAAGAUAAACAAAUACUGUGGUCAGCCGCCAACGUGCGCGGUUGCAUAGUAGUAAAAUUCGGUGCUGCAACCGUUGAAGCUGCACGGAAUUGGAUAGGGUCGAUGCUCCUUCAAGAGGGUAGCAUCGAGCAGCAGUUUGGUGAAGAAGCCUUGAUGUGCGUUCGAUGAUACCCCGUAUCAUUUAUCCAUUCAUCUUUUCAUGCUUUUUUGCAUUUGAUGUCGUCGCUAGCAGUUCGAGUUGCAUUCAAUCGCGAUUAUAUAGACAGAUAAGAUGACCUCUAACCUAAAUCGUUACCUCCUUUUAUACGCGUGA